AUGGAAGAAGUUGCAACUGGUAUAGAAGGUUUUUGGUUAUUAUUGGGAUCUGAUGAAGACUUCGUGGUUGUGCGGACUAUUGCAGCGUUUCCACGGGCAUACUGUUUCAUCGGUGAGAUAGGAAAAAAUCGCUGGUGGGGCGACGCGUCGUUCGCGUAUCGUAUGCGUCUGUUGCCUCAAUCAUUAGCCGCGGCUCUCUAUCGUCAUCCGGUGCCUUAUGCCGCCAUGAGUAGCAAAACGAACUCCGGAUCCGAUAUAGAGAAACCGUCUUUUCGACCUAAAAAGGUGCUCAUAUUGAGUAAAAUUACGCGAUAUGAGUACGAAAAACGGAUACAUGGCGAAGAUGAUGAUAAGAAACUUGAAGAUUUGUUAAGGCGACGUGGGUCAGAUUAUAAUCAGUUAAUCAGGAAGCACCAAAUUCAUCAAACGUAUUUGCAAACUAUGCAGUCAGAGCUUGAACGAGCUGGUGUGGAAGCAAGAGUAGUUCAAAGGUUUGACUACACAGAAGACGCCGUAAAAUGGGCAGAUGCUGUGAUGACCGCUGGUGGUGAUGGGACGUUUUUACUUGCUGCAUCGCGUAUUCAUCAGAAGAGAUAA
This is a messenger RNA of Cooperia oncophora, 597 nucleotides long. Lineage: Eukaryota; Metazoa; Nematoda; Chromadorea; Rhabditida; Trichostrongylidae. The record is from the annotation of a GenBank genome assembly.